Nematostella vectensis (starlet sea anemone) is the source of this 900-nucleotide messenger RNA. Its product is annotated as eukaryotic translation initiation factor 3 subunit F. The record is from RefSeq and is a predicted model, not a curated record. Gene Ontology annotation, cellular component: eukaryotic translation initiation factor 3 complex, eIF3m. The transcript is spliced from 8 exons. Gene Ontology annotation, molecular function: translation initiation factor binding; metallopeptidase activity; translation initiation factor activity. Lineage: Eukaryota; Metazoa; Cnidaria; Anthozoa; Actiniaria; Edwardsiidae. Gene Ontology annotation, biological process: translational initiation. The coding region runs from base 31 to 855 and encodes 274 amino acids.
UCAGCCACCCACAUGUACUAAAUUUCCAAGAUGGCGGCUCGAGCCUCGAAAGUCCUUAUUCACCCGGUGGUCUUAUUUAGCGUCGUAGACGCAUUCGAGAGACGAAAUGAAGACGCGAAAAGAGUUAUAGGCACCCUUCUCGGGACCGUAGACAAGGGAGUCGUCGAAAUCAGGAGUUGCUUCGGAGUGCCACACAACGAAUCCGCCGACGAAGUAGCAGUUGAGCUGGAGUAUGCUAAGAGCAUGUAUGAACUCAGUCAGAAAGCCAACCCAAAUGAGCAAAUUGUUGGAUGGUAUGCAACAGGAUCAGACGUUACCGAGCACUCCCUACUCAUUCACGAGUACUAUUCCAGAGAGACGAAUAACCCAGUUCACAUGACAGUUGACACAACUCUCAAGGGACUCAAGAUGGGCAUCAAGACUUAUCAAAGUGUAAAAAUGGGAGUACCCGGUAAAACAGAAGGCACUAUGUUCAGUCAGAUCCCAUGCGAAGUCAAACUCACAGGACCAGAAAAAGUUGGAGUGGAUGUGUUACAAAGAACAAAAAGCACUCCAAAAAAGGCUGUGUCUCUAAUAUCUGAUAUGCAGCAUGUCACAGGAGCAACAGAUCGUCUACUUGAAAUGCUUGAGACAGUAAUAACAUAUGUUGAAGAAGUUUUGGCUGGAAGUGUUCCUGCUGAUAAUGUAGUUGGGAGGGACUUGACAAGCUUCGUGAACUCUGUGCCCAAGAUGACUGCUGAGGAAUUUGAAGCCAUGCUCAAUAGCAACAUGCAGGAUUUACUGAUGAUCGUCUAUUUAUCAAGCUUGUGCAAAACACAACUCGCACUUGGAGAAAAGCUGAACGCUAUCCUAUAGAAUUUAACUAUGAAGAUCACUUCAAAUUAAAUAUCUCUUACUGUA